Molecule: messenger RNA, 5181 nt
Organism: Amoebophrya sp. A25
Lineage: Eukaryota; Dinophyceae; Syndiniales; Amoebophryaceae
Source: the annotation of a GenBank genome assembly
AUCUUAUGCUGUGGUCAGAUAUUCUCAUUCUGUUAAUGAGUAGAUCUGAGUAGUUGUAGGUGAAACCAUGCUGGGAUUCUUCUGUGCCUGUGGUUAUGCACUAUUGGUAUCUCGAGGGCGUGUUUCAAUAUCUAGGCUUGAUAUCAUCAGUCUCAUAGACCAUUUCUACUUUCUCAAGAGCAAUGUGUCUUCCUACUCACCUUUGAUUCUUUAUCAAUUUCCGAUACAGAAGAUUCAGGAUUGAUGUGAUUCGCUGUGUAGCUUCAAGCUUCUGGUGGUACCUCCAAUAGCAACCCGAUAACCUGUAGACCCCACUUCUAGAGUCAGGACUACAACAUUUUUCAUAGAUUGGCUGCUCUCUCACAUUCAGCAUAAGAACAAACAUAUCUUCCUUGUAGUUCAUAGGAUAGAAGGCACAGGAGUAAGGACGCUCCAGUUGCAUCUCGUGUGUAAUUAAAUCAAGCCAGCAGUAGUUGCCACAAUGUUUUUUAGAAUUCUUCAUCUGUGAUUUUUAUUGUUUGUCUGUAUCAAUGCGCUCCAGGCGGCGCGUACGAUCCCGCCGGAUGAUGUGUGGCCAAUUAUAAUUAUCGUCACCUUGAUGCGUACUUGUUGUCAGAAAAGUUUUUAUCAUAAUAUGGAUAAGGGUAUGCAACAAGUGAUUAAUAUAGCAAGAGCAUAGAAUAAGAUCACGAGAAGGUAGUCUUGUUUGUUCCACUACUCCGCACUUAACUUUUUAGCGUGAUCCCUUCUUGUUAGUAUGCUCAGAAGAAUAUUAUCUCUUUUUUGAUCUUGUUGAUGAACCUGAGCUUAGCGAAUUCUCAUCUACUGCUGCUGCUCCUCAUCUCAUUUCAAUAUUUUUCGUGCUAUUCGUACAUCGACGCUCAGCCGUUCUUCAAUCAUUUUUCCUUCUAGUACUAGAACACGUUUUGGAAGUAUAUCGUAAUUGCGAAGUUUUGCCCUUCUCACGCCGAUCAUGUUCGCUGCAUCAAGGAGAAUGCGUGGUGGCGCUUCGGCAUCACGUGGUCUCGCGGCAAGCGUCACAGGAUCGAGAAAGUUCCAGAAUUUUGCAACCUUUUCAACAGUAGGCCCUAAUGGGCAUGGCGAUGGCUGUCCGUGUUGUGCCGCGAAGGCCGCUGCUCCUGGUGCUGUACGAACAGCUACUCACGCAGACACAAGUAACACACUGCCGGCAGGAGGCGCAGGCACUUCUUCUUCCUCGUUGUUUCCUAGGCUUGGCAACAAGCCGAGCUUGCUCUCGUCGGCGCGUGGGCGAAUUGGACACACGGCAGGCACGACAGAUCUUCUGCUGGGAUCCUCGCAUCAGCACAGCACGAGAGCAAUCGCCAGUGCGGCAACGGCGGCACCCAACAUGGCCAUGAAGACUCUGGCCAAACUACACCCAGAAACAGGCAUUUGGAUGGACGAAAAGCCCAUUCCGAAACCCGGUUAUAAUGACGUCUUGAUUCAGGUACUGUACUUUCUAAAGUCGCAAGCUUUCGUCGAUUUCACAGCUACUUCUUCUACUAUGUAUUAGGUUUAUUUCACAGUUCACAAUUAAUUUAGUAUUCCUUUGCAGUGGUUUAAGAACUCGAAGUUAGACUGUGUGUGUGUCUGAUUGUGUCUAAGUAAACAGGGUCGUUAACCAGCAGCAGCACAAGAACUAGAAGUAGUUUUUCAUGCAUCUCCUCCAUCACUAUCUCUCGUGAUAGUAUAUUAUCCAAUCAAUGUUGAAUCAGAUUAAGAAGACAGCCAUUUGCGGGACGGACGUGAGUAUUUACAAGUGGACACCGUGGGCGCAGAAUACUGUACCGGUUGGAAUGACGGUGGGGCACGAAUACGCAGGAGAGAUUGUCGACAUGGGUGAGGGUGUGCGCUCACGCGGCGGACUAUUACAUUAAGGACUGACUAUUGAAGGACGGAUAAAACCACAAGAACUUUUACUAAACAAAGUAAGCCGAAAAAGCACUUGUCUUACGGCUGUCUUCAGCGUGACAUAUUUUCUAUCUGUCUCGACAAAGUCAAUUUCAAUUUGAGACAUUGAGCCGUCGGAGAUGACGCGGCCCUUCGCCUGAUCUGCAGUUUUACUCCAGCACCUUAUUUUUGAAAACUAAGAUAAAGUAAAUGAGAUGAAAAUCGAUUUCUCAAGUUUUCAUACAUAGCAGAUAGAUAGUAUAACCUUACCUUCUUUCAAUCAAACACUUGUAGGACAAACAUUUUCCAACGCCACACUUACACUUGGGAAACUGAGGUGAACAAAAAUGAAGGCUACAUAGUGUAGAACACUACACUCGCGCAAAGUGCAGCAGCUGAUAGUUCUGAGUUCUAGGCUCAGCCUGUUUUUCGUUUGCUGUAAAAAGAAUAUCAGUGCUGUGGUCUUCCUCUGUCCACCUUAUCAUACGUAGCAGAUGAAUGUUGUAAAUUUGUAAGUAAGCAUUUUGAUUUUCUAACUCGAGAUAGGGAUGCGAGUAUCGGGGGAGGGUCAUAUCACUUGUGGCGUAUGUCGCAAUUGCCGCGCCGGUCGUCGCCACCUGUGUCGGAAUGAGCACGGUGUUGGUGUCCACAUUCAAGGCGCUUUUGCAGAGUACCUUUCUCUUCCAGCAGAAAACGUCUUUCCGAUUCCAGACUCGAUUUCGGACAAUGUAGCUUCGUGCUUUGACCCACUUGGCAAUGCUGUGCACACCGCGCUUUCCUUCAACCUCGUAGGGGAGGAUGUGCUCGUGACCGGUGCAGGCCCGAUCGGAAUCUGGGGAGCCAUGCUGGCUAAAAGAGCAGGGUACUUCUACUUGUUGUGCAAUGAAAAUGAAAUGCAAUUAUAGGCACAUUGUUUUAUAUGUAGCCAUUCUCAAUAAAUCGUCUUCAUCCUGCUAGAAGUAGCUUUGGCGUUGAACGAGAGAACGUGUAGACAGUGAUAUAUCUAAAUGAGGAGCUACGGUCGGACGACGCUCACUAGUGCUUCUUCCAAGUUUUUCCAGAACUGAUCCUUUUCAGCGCCCGGCGCGUCGUAAUCACGGACGUGAACGAGUAUCGGCUUGACUUGGCUCGAUCGAUGCCGCAGAUUGACCGUGUGGUAAACGUUUCAAAGGAAGACUUGCGUAACGUCACAUUCGACGAACUUGGCCUGAAGGAAGGCUAUGACGUUGGCCUCGAAAUGAGCGGGUCGGCACCGGCAUUCCGCAACAUGGUGGAGUUACUCAAUAACGGCGGAAACCUGGCGCUCCUUGGUCUAGUCCCUGACGACACGCAGAUUCCCUUUAUGAAAACAAGGACCACCAUCACCGAAAGCAUCAUUUACAUUUUCGUGACUGAUUAAUGAUAGUCUCUUGCUCAGACUCUUCUUUGCUCAAUAAAAUACGAGGACAACUUGUAGACCAGUCCAAUUUCAAAGUUAAGUUGCAACUCCAUAUCAUCUAUACCUAAGACGGAGAUCGAUGCUUGUUUGUCGUUGGUGUAGAUCUGUAAUUUUAUCGUCCAAUAGUGCACUUGUUCCAGGCCUAGUGUCCGAAACGUUGAAUGGAUAUGACGACUGCAAUAUGAGGAUCUUCCAUCCGAAUAGAUUUAUGACCAUUUAUGAUAAGCUUGAGCACUCGCUUCUCCCCUGCUCCUCCUUGUCCUCCUCAAUUCUGCCGCUUUUCAUAUUAUGGUCGCAGCUUAUCUUCAAGGGUCUCGUUGUGAAAGGCGUCUACGGCCGCGAAAUGUACGAAACUUGGUAUAAGAUGAUGGCGCUGGUCGACUCUGGGUUUGAUCCUACGCCGGUGAUUACGCAUCACUAUUAAGGCUCAUGCUAUCAAUUCAUUCCCAUUCCCAUAAUGCUAGAGUGUUUCAUGUUCAUUUAUCCCAUAGAGUGCUUCAACAUCUUCAGACUCCUCAACAAGGAGAUGGAAAUCAUCCCACAAACAUGAACUGAUGCACUUAGGAAUGUAUUAUCGCGAGACUGAGCUCUAACACUACAAGCUCGCAGACUACGCAGAGGCGUUCGAUAAGGCUGUGGGGUCUAAUAGCGGAAAAGUUAUUCUCGACUGGGAAGGCAACACACCCUAGAUUGAUGAUCUAGAGGUUCUACAAGUAGAAUUCUGAUCCUAGUUUCUUUAAUGCUCUUGCCCCUUCUUAAACUAUGCAGAAGCUUUUUUUACCAAUGCCAGUCGUACUACCCCUGAUGCUCCUGAUGCUCAACAUUAAUUGUGUCGAUACUAUUCAUUCUCAAUCUCAUAGGCAGGCUUGACGUGUCUAUUUCUAUUCAACGUCGGCCUACUUGCCUGUUUGAAGUGCAACGCUACCACGUAGGCAUGUUUGCUCUACUUCAGGAAGCCCUACAGUUCCUUGCCAGCGCGCAGUCCUGUAGGUGGCAUCUUGACCCGAGGCUCUUGUUUGUUUUGUUCUGCAAUGUACCUUCUAGUUCUACCUUCAGGCUUUCAUCGAUCAGUAUGGCACCCGUUGUCUACACAGCUUGCACUCAUCUCGUAUUGGAUUGGGACGAAGGGAAUAUAUUAUUAUCUUUGUCUACUAGUUCUUCUUGAUCUUCAUGUCAUUGAAUCUGAUACCGUAUUCGUUCUUUGAGUCUUUUAUUUUUAUCUUCUUAGUAUUAAUUUCAAUUUCUAAUUCUAUCCAGUUCGCCGUUUGUUUUUACUAUUUCUAUGUUGUAUUGUCUGUCGCAGCUAGAGCUAACCCGAUUUAUGCGACACUAAAAAAUGAAUAAGAAAUUCAGAUUUGUACUACAUAAAGAGUCACCAGAUUGUUGUAAUGCUGGAUUUUUUAAUUUUUAUCGUUGAUUGACAUUGAUCCAGGCAGGUAAUCACUAUCUUGUCGGCUUUCCAUCACAGUGUAAUUAUAUGAAAUGAACAAAUUUUUAUUUUAGGGAUCAAGAUCAUGUAUCCAGUCGAGUGUUCUAAUUGUAUAAGUGAUUAUGUGAAGAACACUCACGGUGGAGAUAAAUCUUCAGGUCGUUCAUUUUCGGCACUUUUUUUCUCUGCGUCUUCUUGAACUCCAUGGCCAUGUCCCAGAACAGACGCAAGUCUUCGCCGCACUCGGACACUAACUUGGCGACUACAUACACGCACGUACCGCUUCGUAGGUCGACUCGGUCAAGUAUUUUAGGACAAGAAAUCCUCUAUUAGUCAUUAUUCUUCAUUCUUAUAAUCCUCCAGCCUCAUUUGCCAGAUGAAUCAAAAAAAUUGUAGAUGGCGG